Suillus clintonianus is the source of this 3494-nucleotide messenger RNA. RefSeq lists its product as uncharacterized. The coding region runs from base 19 to 3372 and encodes 1117 amino acids. Gene Ontology annotation, molecular function: zinc ion binding. The record is from RefSeq and is a predicted model, not a curated record. NCBI's taxonomy places the organism in Eukaryota, Fungi, Basidiomycota, Agaricomycetes, Boletales, Suillaceae. The transcript is spliced from 13 exons.
CUCCUCUUGAACGCUACCAUGUUCACAGUGAAAGCCACUUACAGAAAUGAGACUCGCAAGUUCUCUUUUUCAGGGAAUGUCUUGUUCCCUACAUAUGAGGAGCUUUAUCAUCAGCUUUAUCGCAUAUUUCCUAUAAGCCAUAAUUAUUAUCUUUCUAAACUCAUCUUCUCUCCUGACGCGUCUAAGCCGGGUCGUGUUCUAGUUGGAAAGGAAGUCCAUAACGCAGAGGAGUACAGCACUCGUAUCGCCCCUUUACGCAGGCGCUGGCCCAAUCCAUUGCUCAGGUUCUCUAUCUUCGACGAGAUCCCCAAUAUGGCACCCAGUUCAACCGUCGAGGAUUCCCAGGAGGCUCCUAGUCUUUUGUCCUUCAUGGCGAUCCCCCCGCCUCCUGUACUUCUGACGUCUCCUGCACCAUACAAUCUCUCUCUCACUCCAUUCGUCGAAACACAGUUCCGAGAGAUGCCCCAUAAACCGGAUCAUCUACCACCACUUCCUUCCAGACCAUUUUCUAACUUUGAACGUCCCAGUUUCUUCACGCCUCCAAUCUCGCCUUCGUUCUUUCCGCCGCCGCCCCCACCCGUCAUUUACGGAGAACCGUCAGCUCUUCCUAAGUAUCUUCCCAGUCUUCCUUCCCUCUCGCCCCAAGUAGUCUCCCCUCAGCCAUGUUGCUCGGUUGCCAAAGGGAAGUCGGAGAUCGAAGCUCUCUUGGCUUCUUUUCGGAUAGAUUUCGAACGUAUCAUGAUCAAUAGUUUUGGCCCCGAAUACAAUUCUACAGCACAAGUCGAUACGUCCCAUCAUCAGAUCCCUGUUGACGCAGGAGCAUCCAACGAGGCUCCUCGCGCAUCGUCAGAGGCACCGUGCAAUCCAGCGAACGCUUCAACGGAACCUCCUUCAUCAGAGUGGUGUCAUGUCUGCAGGAACGAGUUCUCUGGAAGCUGUUAUGGAUGUGUGAAAUGCUCGUGGCACAUCGUUUGUCCAAGCUGUUUCUCCAAAUCUGGUGCUAUGCACACGUUCUGUUUUGGGCCAACUCACAUUGUCCAGCAGCGUGAAGUUACGCCGCCAAUUGCCGUUGCACCGUUAGUCGUGGAAGCACCCGCAGAGUCUCAGUCUACCGGAACUGAGCCUGUUGGUGUCGAGCCUAUUCACCGAAAUAUAGUUUGUGACAGCUGCAACGAAAUCAUUGUCGGCGUCAGGCAUAAAUGCUUGGACUGUCCUGACUAUGAUCUAUGCACGUCCUGUAUCGAGUCAGGUGCUACAGAGAAGCACAACUCUUUCCAUGAAUUCUUCGAUAUUGAAACGCCCGGACGGGUGUUCGUUCACACGGUCUUUAGUGGAAGCGGGGAGCGCGACGCUUCUGCAACUAGUCGUAGUGCUACAGCAGAUAGCCCUCGUACCUCUGCGGCCACUUCGGCCAGCACCACGGAGGCUGUUCGUCACUGCGCUUCUUGCAAUUUGUGCGAUUCUCCCAUUGUCGGCGAUCGCUUCAAAUGUGUCGAUUGUCCAGAUUUUGAUACUUGUGCUGAUUGCUUCAAGAUUACUAAAGAGCAGCAUCCCAAUCACAGCUUUGUGCGGGUGAGCAAGACGAGUGACUUCAUGAUGCGCUAUGCAGCUUCCAACAUGGUUACUCAUUACGCGACGUGCGAUUCUUGCCGGAAGGCCAUUCGUGGUGUCCGUUUUAAGUGCAUGCAUCCUAGCUGUCCUGAUUUCGACCUGUGCCAGAAUUGCGAGGCGCUCCCUAUCCCGGUCCACCCUUCCAUUCAUCCAUUGCUGAAGAUGAAGACUCCAGGCACUGUUGUCCCCACCGUGCGCAGAGACGGGUUGACUAACCAGGUUCAGCCCCAAGGCAAACGCCAGGGGAACACCCCUCCUCAGACUGUCGAAUCUCAUCUUCCGAAAUCUCCGCCCGUUUCUGUAUCACGCACCGCCUCCGAACGCUCCGUGACAAAAGAACAGGAGGUUGUUCCCGAGUCUCUGAGUCCCCUUGCCAUAUUACCACAGUGCCCUGACUGCGUCAGUGCAAACCCCGUCGCCACCUGGGGUUAUGGUCUAACUCCUGCUAAAUUACCGCAGUUUUCGCAGUCUCCUGCCGCUAACUGCGAAGAAACUUCCUUGUCUUCCACCGACGGACGCAUCAGCGAUUUGGUCCAGACAGUCAGGCCUGCCGAGUCCCAACAAUCUUCCGCCGUCGAUCGUGAACAAUUUACCUCACCUCACAGCAACUUGGUCCAGACGAUCACUACUGCUGAGGUUAACUCGCCACCCCUCGACUUGAGCCCUUCACUUGACAUCUUUCGUGAAGUUUGGCCAAGUGUGAAUCGGGAAAUGAAACACCUUACUGAAGCGAGACGAUCUGAAGUAGAUUCGUCUAGUUCUGUGGCUGAUUCGGAUAAGGGUGGUGAAACCGAUCUGGUCAACCUGCUGGAAACUACUGAUACUCUCGCCAACACAACGUGCCCUGAAGAAUCUGCGGAGUCGCUCCUCAAGGAAGUGUCGCCUGUUAUUCCGACACUUUGCUUCGAUGUUCCGCCGAUGAUAGAGCCACUCCUUUCUGCAGACAGAGAUCUUGCUGCACUUCUCCGUGGUUACCGUACACCAUCUCCUUUCGCUUCUGAAGCACCCGCUCCAUCUUGUACGACUUUCUCUGCCCUCCCUGAUAGCGUUUUGGAUGAACAAUCAGCUGUCGCGCCCAGCGCAGAACAGGCGCGACUUCCCCCUCUCAGCUGUGCUUUUGUGUCCGACACGACAGUUCCUGACGGUCAGAUCUUUCCACCUGGUGCUGAGUUCGUUAAGUCAUGGCGGAUGUUAAACGAUGGGGAGAAGCCUUGGCCAGAGACGACCGAACUUCAUUUCGUUGCCGGGGAGUCUUUUUCACCUGAAGUUGAAACCUCGAUGGUUGCCAAAGUAGGACGUGUUGAUCCCGGAGUCAAUCUUGAUGUGUGGACUGGUGACCUAAAGGCACCCGAUGCUCCUGGUAGAUACGUUGGCUACUGGAGGUUGACGAACGGCGCAGGUGAAAGUUUUGGCGCCAACAUCUGGAUUGAUGUUACUGUCACCGAGCCUCGUCAGUCGGUUGAUGAAGCUGAGGACCAUUCUUUGGCAUCAUCCUCGAUGGUCAUGCCAAAGUCAUCAUCGAACAACAGGUCUAUAAUUUCUGCUGGCCCCCUUGGUGACUUAUUUGAACCAUCAUAUCCUUCGACGUCCAAACCUGCGACGGACGUAAUGGAUGAUGGAGACUCUGAUGGAUCGUCAGUAUCGUUGGUCAGCGUCCCUUCGUCUGAUGACUAUGGAUCCGACUGGCAAGAUACGCGUUCCCAGCCUGAGAACCUUGAGUAUGUUGUGCUGUACGACAGCAAUGGGUCAGAGGACGAGUAAAGAUGAUCGAUAACUGUGUAUGCUUUCUAUUUAUGAUGUGUUUAUAUGCAGCGGCAGCCGCCUUGUUAACGUGUACUAUUACAAGCUGAUUUGAAUUGAGUCUAGACUUUGUACAAAGAGGC